CCGCCAUGGCUUCCAAGGGAGUUUCUCUCCUGAAGUUCGUGGGAACUGUUUCCCUCGGUCUUCUGACUGGCCUGUCAUACUCCCUCUCGACCGUCACCGUUCCCUCAAUCCUCUCCCUCCCCUCCGCAUCCGACGCCCUCCGCGCCUUCAAGAACCUCUACCCCGGCGCGACCGCCCGCCUGCGCAUCCUGACCGGCGUCUCCGCCACCUCGUUCCUUCUUGCUUUCUUCCUUUCGCCGCGCGCCUUCCGCCAUCCCUACCUCGUCUACUCCUCCGUCCUCUGCCUGACCUCGGGCCUCGCCGAGCAAAUCACACCUUACAUCCUCAAGAGCUCCUCCGAGUCAUCGAAGCAGUCCAUUGCUGCCCGCCGACAGGCCAGUCGUGAGCGCGAGGAGGCCCGCAAGGCCGCCCGACUCGCCCGCCAGGAAGCGCGCAUGGAGGCCAGCUAUGAGGUUCUCGGCGACGCGCACAGCGACGGCGCCGGUAGUGCGAGCGGUGACGAGGCCGCUGCCGCCGCUGCCAUCGAGGAGGAGGAGGCGCUGAACGGCGAGGAGGUCCGCGGCGAGGUCGAGAGCUUCAGGAAGACACAGCUCGUGCAGUCUGCCAUUGCCUCGUUCGGCUUCCUCUUGUCCGUCGUCGGCAUUUGGGGCGACGGCGCCAUCCAGGUCUUCCAGAGCGAGACCGUCAUCGUUGGCGUAUAAGGCGAUGAUGCACAAACAACCU
Molecule: messenger RNA, 723 nt
Organism: Colletotrichum destructivum
Lineage: Eukaryota; Fungi; Ascomycota; Sordariomycetes; Glomerellales; Glomerellaceae
Exons: 2
Coding region: 6-701 (231 amino acids)
Biological process (GO): autophagy of mitochondrion
Cellular component (GO): mitochondrion
Source: RefSeq, a predicted model, not a curated record